Molecule: messenger RNA, 636 nt
Organism: Linum tenue
Lineage: Eukaryota; Viridiplantae; Streptophyta; Magnoliopsida; Malpighiales; Linaceae
Source: the annotation of a GenBank genome assembly
UUGGCUACUAUCUUGUAUUUGGAAAUCAGUAGCUUGGAGCGAUCAAAUGGAGAAGGAAAAUCUGAGAGGACGAGCGAGGAAUCCAAGGAGACCCAGAUCCACAAGAUUGUAGAUCCGUUGGAGAGGACACACGGAGGGGCGACGAGAUCGAUCGAUUGGAAGUUGAUUGUUAAUCCUGAUGGUUUAAGAAACCAGCGAAACUCAGAACAAGUAAACGCCUGUUCUGUGUGGUCACGAAAGCAUAAUGAGUCCCAGAUUUGCUGGCGUUUGUUGUCAGCUGAUUCCUCCUCUCUAUAUCCAAUCAAUUGGUUCUCUCUGUCUCUCCCUCAUUUUAAGUUUGUUUCGUCGCUUUUGAAUAAAAUUUCAUCAACGAGUUUACUAUUAAAGACAACUUCAAUCAGUAGGGGAAAACCACCAAGGCCGUUGGCUACCUGGAUUGCAAUUCGUGAUUCGCUGGUCGACGUUAUCGCAGUGGUGAAAGCAGCUGGGUUAAUGUUGGAUGAUGGAUUUUGCCUCUGAGGGAACCUUCUACUCCUAUUACGAAGAGAAAAUGUGGCCACCCGAUGGUUCAAUCGUAAAUCGGAACUUCCAAAAGAUCACUUAGUGAUGAUGUUAGCAUGUUAGUUCUUCACCUAA